Molecule: messenger RNA, 1429 nt
Organism: Humulus lupulus (European hop)
Lineage: Eukaryota; Viridiplantae; Streptophyta; Magnoliopsida; Rosales; Cannabaceae
Product: protein SRG1-like
Exons: 4
Coding region: 97-1218 (373 amino acids)
Source: RefSeq, a predicted model, not a curated record
UUCAAGUAGUCUUCCUUUUCAUAUAUAUUUUUUUCUUUUCCGAGUUCUAUAACUUGUACUUUUUCUUUUCUUUUCUUUUCUUGCUGGUAGACAUUAAUGGAAGGAGCAUCAGAGAUUAAGCUGGGGAGCUCAAUUCCAGUACCUUUUGUUCAGGAGCUAGCAAAAGAGAUGACCUCCAUUGAUACAGUCCCACAAAGAUACCUUCGACCUGAUCAAGACUCUACCAUUAACAACAUUUCUUCUUCUUCUUCACAACUACUCAUCCCAGUUAUCCACUUCAAUAACUUGCUUUCUUCUGAUAAAAAAGUCAUGGAAUCAGAGCUCCAAAAGCUUCACUCAGCUUCUAAAGAAUGGGGUUUUUUCCAGUUGGUGGAUCAUGGAGUGAGCCCUUUGUUGGUGGAGAAAGUGAAAACAAUGGUUGAAGAGUUUUUCAAUAUGCCAAUGGAAGAGAAGAACAAGUUUAGGCAACAAAGUGGAGAUGUGGAGGGAUUAGGGCAAGCUUUUGUGGUGUCUGAAGAGCAAAAGCUUGAUUGGGCAGACAUGUUCUUUGUGGUCACACAGCCAAACCACUUGAGAAAACCUCACUUGUUACCCAAGUUGCCCAUCUCUUUCAGAGAAACCCUUGAAGCUUACUCAACAGAGCUAGAGAAUAUUGCGAAGAAAGUACUUGACUUUAUGGGAAAAGCUCUAGGAAUGGAGUCUAAUGAAAUGAGCGAGUUAUUUGGAGAAGGGUGGCAAACCAUGAGGAUGAACUACUACCCGCCGUGCCCCCAACCGGAGCUUGUGAUCGGCCUGAACUCUCACUCGGACUCCAUAGGCCUCACCAUUCUUCUUCAAAUCAAUGAAAUGGAUGGUCUUCAAAUUAAAAAAGAUGGAGUUUGGAUCCCUGUCAAACCACUUCCUAAUAAUGCUUUCAUUGUCAACAUUGGAGACAUGUUAGAGAUUAUCACGAACGGAAUUUAUCGAAGUAUUGAGCAUCGUGCAACAGUUAACGCAGAGAAAGAGAGACUUUCCAUAGGCACAUUCUAUGGCCCGAGCUUGUCCGGUGACCUAGGUCCAGCACCAAGUCUUGUGACACCAAAGACACCAGCACAAUUUAAGAGAAUUCGUGUUGUGGAUUAUUUCAAGAGUUUUUUUGCUCGUGAACUUCGUGGUAAAUCCUAUAUUGAUGCAAUGAGGAUUGUUCCCAAAGAAGAAGGCCAAGGUGAUCUUGUCUAAAACACCAAAAGCAUAGUAAAGAAGUUGAAUAAGAGAAUGAGAGAGACCUCAUGGUGUCUCUUGCUCGGUAGCUAAAUUUCUAGUUGUCAAAAUAAUGCCAUAAAACAAAUAUCAUAUAAUUAAAUGUGUACCAUGGAAAAUUUUUGUUGCCCAGGAAAAUUUAUAAAAACACCUUUAAUAUAUAAUUUAUAUGUGUACCAUUUUGGUAUAA